UACGGUUACAAGGUAAAAUGGCGCUAGGUAGCGAGGGCGGCGACGAGCGAAACACCGUUGGAACCCUAACAUCAUCACUGCCGCUGCCAACUCUUCCUUUUGAUCUCAUUGAAGAAAUCCUUAGUAGGUUACCGGUGAAGCUCCUCCUUCAGCUCCAAUGCGCCUGCAAGUCAUGGAAUUCUCUAAUCUCUGAUCGCAAAUUCGCUAAGAAGCACCUUAGCCUGUCAACCACGCACAGCCUCCACUGCGUAAGCGGCUACUCUCAAAAUUUCAUUCUCAAGUCUUACCCACUGGAUUCUGUCUUCACCAACGUCACAACCACCGUCUUCAGACGACCCGAGUUUUCUGUUUGCCAGUCUGUUGACUUUGUUGGCUCGUGCAAUGGCAUCCUUUGUUUUGCUGCUAAAGAAAGCGAAUACUCCAAUUUUAUUGUUCGAUUAUGGAACCCUUCCAUUAAAAAACUCAAGGAGCUUCCCUCUCUUGGAGAGCCACGUCGUUUUAGGUACAUUCCGAAGAUGUAUUGCUUCGGAUAUGACCCUGUUAGUGAUAAUUACAAGGUUGUGGUUGUUUUCCGUGAACUAGUUGACUUUAGUAGUAGUAUUAGUAAUAGUAUGUGUUACAAGGAUAUUGUGACGUAUGUGAAGGUUUAUAAUUUGGGUACCAAUUCAUGGAAAAGCAUUCCAAUGUUCCCUUAUGUUGCUUCACCCAUUGAGCAAUCUGGGCAAUGUGUGAGUGGCACGAUUAAUUGGUUGGCUUCUAAGAAAAGUCAAUGUUUUAUUAUUUCUCUUGAUUUGGGGAAUGAGUCUUACAAAGAGAUUUUGUUGCCCAAUUAUGGAGAGGUAGAUGCUCGUAUUUUGCUCUUGAGUGUUCUCAGGGAUUGCUUGAUCUUGUUUUCUGGUGACGACGUUUGGGUAAUGAAGGAAUAUGGAAAUAAGGAAUCUUGGACUAAAUUGUUCACUAUUUCUUACAUGCCAUCCUUUAUCCAGGCAAUACAUAUUUUUGAGGAUGAACAUGUGCUCCUUCACUGUGGAGAGUAUGGGAAUUACAGCUAUAUCAUUUACAAUUGUAGAGACGGUACUUCAAAGCUUAUUGGUUACUUGAACAUGUUAUCCCCAGAAGUUUGCGUUGAGAGUUUAAUAUCACCUUGUUCUUAGUGCUAGUAUGUAGAUGAGGUGCUAUGUCAUAAAAAUGAGAUCUAACCAGAACCU
This is a messenger RNA of Medicago truncatula (barrel medic), 1208 nucleotides long. RefSeq names its product F-box/kelch-repeat protein At3g23880. Gene Ontology annotation, molecular function: protein binding. Lineage: Eukaryota; Viridiplantae; Streptophyta; Magnoliopsida; Fabales; Fabaceae. Bases 18 to 1154 code for a protein of 378 amino acids. The record is from RefSeq and is a predicted model, not a curated record. The transcript has a single exon.